This is a messenger RNA of Dothidotthia symphoricarpi CBS 119687, 1098 nucleotides long. RefSeq names its product Six-hairpin glycosidase. The record is from RefSeq and is a predicted model, not a curated record. Gene Ontology annotation, biological process: carbohydrate metabolic process. Bases 1 to 1098 code for a protein of 365 amino acids. Lineage: Eukaryota; Fungi; Ascomycota; Dothideomycetes; Pleosporales; Dothidotthiaceae. The transcript is spliced from 2 exons.
AUGAUUUCCCCACCGCUCAUAGAAAAAGUCCUGCGCCGCGCGCAGGAAACCGCAUCCCACAGCUGGGAAUACAGCACCGUCUACGAAGCCCUCUUGGAAUACCACACGCCCUCUCUCAGCAUCUUCAGCUCUCCCUUUCCCAACCAGGAAGUUCCUGUGCUGGAUGGUGAACAAGUACAAGCGCUGGAGUACAUUAAGCCGUUUAUCCGCACAAACACGACGACACUGUGUGAUGGGAACGGAUCAUCAGCCGACCCGGCUUCCCUUGGGAUCCCCGCCCUCUUGGUUGGCAAAACGUCGAAAGCUGAUCAUGACGCCUAUUCGAAGGCUGUGUCCCGACAACUAAACCAUCUCUUGCACACCGUUCCUCGUCAUGCGAAUGGUGCCAUAUCGCAUCGUGAGGACGCGGCUUCGCUGUGGGCAGACUUUGUGUAUAUGGUACCCCCAUUUCUCGCUUUCUAUGGCGUUUUUACCGAUGAUGUAGAUACGAUCAGGGAAGCAGUGCGGCAGUGCGAACUGUACCGUGAUGUGUUGAGCACGGCCACAAGGGCGUGGAAGCACAUUGUCAAUGCGCAGGACGGAGCGGAGGGGUUGAAAGACGACUCAGGGCUGUGGAGUACGUCGAAUGGAUGGGUCGCUGCGGGGAUGGCACGUGUUUUGGCUACGCUGCAAAAGUCUAGAUUUGCGGGGGAGACUGCGGACGAACAGGCGUCGUUGUUGAAGAUGAUACAGCAAAUCCUCGAUGGAGUGAUGGUAUUCGAUACUGAUUCCUCGGGCCUUUUGCGCAAUUACCUCGAUGACGAGACGUGGUGGGGUGAAGUGUCGGGCACGGCGCUACUUGCUGCCACAACGUUUAGGAUGGCAGUUUUGAAGCCUGGUAUAUUUGGAACGACGUAUACGAACUGGGCGGUGCGCAAGAUGGAAGUCGUAAGUUGUUGUAUCGAUGAAACAACGGGCAUUGCGCAACCAUUUGUCAAUCCACUGAAAGAAGGGCAGAAGACACCGUUGGAGGGCGUGAGUCCAGAGGGCCAAGCUUUUGUGGUACUGAUGUUUGCAGCGUGGAGAGAUUGGAAUGGGGACAUGUGGAAAGAUUCGUGA